Hibiscus syriacus is the source of this 3269-nucleotide messenger RNA. RefSeq names its product protein argonaute 7-like. The record is from RefSeq and is a predicted model, not a curated record. The transcript is spliced from 3 exons. The coding region runs from base 94 to 3123 and encodes 1009 amino acids. Gene Ontology annotation, cellular component: cytoplasm. Gene Ontology annotation, biological process: regulatory ncRNA-mediated post-transcriptional gene silencing. Gene Ontology annotation, molecular function: protein binding; RNA binding. NCBI's taxonomy places the organism in Eukaryota, Viridiplantae, Streptophyta, Magnoliopsida, Malvales, Malvaceae.
UCCUUUUAUGACCCAAGCCCCCAGCUGUUUCCUUUUUCGUGUUUGAAUUUCAUCACCAUCAUCAUCAAGAAGCAAGCUUUCUCAUGAAACUAAAUGAAUCAAGCAAUGGAAGAAACAGGAGAGCACCAUGGCAGCAAGAAAUACAAUACCAAAUCCGGGGCUUUCAAAGGCUUGAUAAACAACCCUCAUGGGCAUCCAUUGCUGCAAUACUCAACUGAUCCCUUCCAUGGCUACUCUUACUAUCCUGCUCCUUUGCCUCCUCCAAUACCUUUGCAGCUUGCUUUAAUCCCACCUCUCUUUCAAAACCAAACCUUUCGGACAAAACCCCAUUUGCUGAAGGAUCUUUCAUGUGAGGCUAAUGGUCUUCCUAUUGCCACCUCCUCUAUUUCUGAUACACAAUUACCAGUUCUAACAAUGGCACCACCAGCUCCAGAGGGGAUUCAAUGGAGGAAAAAUUUGCCAUCUAAAGCAAGUGAUGGAAGAAAGUUGAGUACUAGUACUAAAAAGGCAGCACUGGUGAUUGUAAAGAGACCAGAUUUUGGUGGUGUAGAAGGGCCAGUCAUUUCUCUCCUUGCCAACCAUUUCCUUGUAAAAUUUGAUCCUUCUCUGAAAAUUUACCAUUACAAUGUUGAGAUAUCUCCAAAUCCUUCCAAGGAUGUUGCUAGAAUGAUCAAAGAGAAACUGGUGGAAACCAACUCUGGUUUGUUUUCUGGUGCUCGUCCAGCAUAUGACGGUAGAAAGAAUUUAUAUAGUCCUAUUGAAUUCGAAAGUGAUAAGCUCGAGUUCUUUGUUAGUCUUCCGAUUCCCACUGUGAAUUCGGGUUUGCCUCUCGGGGAAACGAACGGCUUCGAACGGAACCGGAAUCAGCUCAAAGUGUUUCGAGUUAAUAUCAGGCAUGUCUCCAGGUUUGAUGGAAAGGAUUUGAGUAGCUACAUAAGCAAUGAAUGUGACGAUUGGAUCCCACUCCCUCAAGAUUAUCUACAUGCUUUGGACGUUGUUCUUAGGGAGAGUCCAAUGGAGAAGUGUAUAUCUGUAGGUAGAUCGUUUUAUUCGAGUUCGAUGGCAGGUACUAAGGAAAUCGGAGGAGGAGCUAUCGGAUGCAGAGGUUUCUUUCAGAGUCUUCGACCGACACAACAAGGGCUCGUUCUCAAUGUUGAUUCCUCCAUCACUGCCUUCCAUGAGAGUAUUGGAGUAAUCCCUUACUUGCAGAAGCGUAUAGACUUCCUUGGAGACCUUACUCAAUGGAAAACGAGGAGCUUAUCCAAUGAAGAAAGGAAAGAAGUGGAGAAGGCAUUGAGGAAUAUCCGAAUUUUCGUUUGCCAUAGAGAAACGGUCCAGAGAUAUCGAGUUUACGGCUUAACAGAAGAAGCUACCGAAAACCUUUACUUUGCAGACAGGGAUGGGAAGAAAUUGAAGCUUGUGAAUUACUUCAAGGAUCACUAUAAUUACUAUAUACAAUUCCGGAAUUUGCCAUGCUUGCAGAUCAGUAGGAGCAAACCAUGCUAUCUUCCAAUGGAGCUUUGUAUGAUUUGUGAAGGCCAGAAAUUUCUUGGGAUGCUUUCUGAUGAUCAGACUGCAAGGAUUCUUAAGAUGGGUUCUCAGACACCGAAAGAACGAAAAGCCAUGAUCGAACGAAUCGUGAAGGGACCGGCAGGGCCUACAAGUGGCAACCAGGCUGAAGAAUUCAAACUCCAUGUUUCGAGAGAAAUGACUCGGUUGAAGGGGAGAAUUCUUCAACCUCCCAAACUUAAGCUCGGCGACGGUGGACACAUAAGAGAUAUCAUUCCUUCCCGCCGGGACCGGCAGUGGAACCUUCUCAACAGCCAUGUCUUUCAGGGUACGAGGAUCGAACGUUGGGCACUUAUAAGUUUCGGAGGCAGCCAAGAACAAAAGUCCAACAUUCCUAAAUUCACAAACCAGCUAUCUCAAAGGUGUGAGCAGCUUGGUAUCUUCCUUAACAAAAGCACAGUUGUCAGCCCCCGGUUUGAAUCAACACAGGUGCUUAACAAUGUGACCCUCUUGGAAUCUAAGCUCGAGAAAAUCCAUAGAGCUGCCUCGAACAAUCUCCAACUGCUCAUAUGUAUAAUGGAGAAAAAGCACAAAGGGUAUGCGGAUUUGAAGCGAAUAGCCGAGACAAGCGUUGGAAUCGUGAGCCAGUGUUGCUUGUACCCGAACCUUGGGAGAUUGAGUUCACAAUUUCUGGCAAAUUUAGCCCUUAAGAUCAAUGCCAAAGUCGGAGGUUCCACUGUUGCAUUGUACAACUCAUUACCUUCUCAGAUUCCACGAAUUUUCAGGCCAGAUGAGCCUGUGAUCUUCAUGGGAGCCGACGUGACUCAUCCUCACCCGCUCGAUGAUUGCAGCCCCUCAGUUGCUGCUGUGGUUGGUAGCAUGAACUGGCCCGCAGCGAACAAGUAUGUAUCGAGAAUGAGAUCACAAACGCAUCGGCAAGAAAUCAUUCAGGAUCUUGCUGCAAUGGCAGGGGAGCUACUCGAUGAUUUCUACCAAGAAGUAAACAAGCUACCCGAGAGAAUAAUCUUCUUUCGAGACGGUGUAAGCGAAACACAAUUCUAUAAGGUGCUUAAAGAGGAACUACAAGCUGUUAAAGAGGCUUGUUCAAGAUUUCCGGAUUAUAAUCCUCCCAUUACUUUUUCUGUAGUUCAGAAGAGGCAUCACACAAGGUUGUUCCAAUCCGAAACCGAUCCUUCUUCCAAUCAGAACCAACCAUCCGAAGAAAACAUUCCUCCCGGGACCGUAGUCGAUACGGUGAUAACUCAUCCUAGGGAAUUCGAUUUCUAUCUCUGUAGUCAUUGGGGAGUAAAGGGUACUAGCCGACCGACACAUUACCACACAUUGUGGGAUGAAAACCAAUUCACUUCGGACGAACUGCAGAAGCUGGUUUACAAUCUGUGCUACACUUUUGCAAGGUGUACCAAACCAGUUUCCUUGGUGCCUCCGGCAUACUACGCUCACUUGGCUGCAUAUAGAGGCAGACUGUACCUCGAGCGAUCGGAAACCGUAGCUUUCACUAGAAAUUCUAAAGCAAUGUCGCGUGCAACUCCUCCGAAGGCUACACCUCUACCGAAACUAAGUGAGAAUGUUAAGAAGCUCAUGUUUUACUGCUAGCUUAUCAGACUCCUUGCAUGUGUAGUGCAGUGCAUGAAAAUCUACGUAUAUAUAUAUAGGCCAACAAUAUAUAAGGUUUAUGUAUGCAUGUAUGUAUAUGUAUCAUAGCAGCAAGACAAAAGGGAUAAGCUCAAUGAUCAUUUUAU